GGAUGGCUGAGAGGUCGUGCGUGUCAGUGACCAGCUGAGGUCUGCUGAGAGCUCACUCUACUCAUCUGGCUGAGAGCAUGUACAGGAAGAAUGGACUCCCUGUCAGUGUCAGCAUCACCUCUGCUACCCAGGACAGCAGUAGUUCUGAGUCUUUGGAUUGGCAGAGUUUGGACUCUGCUAAAAGCUAUGAUGCGGUGGUGUUUGACGUGCUGAAAGUGACGCCUGAGGAGUUUGCUGGCCAGAUCACUUUGAUGGAUGCUCCUGUAUUCAAAGCAAUACAACCUGAGGAGUUGGCCAGUUGUGGAUGGAAUAAGAAGGAAAAGCACAAUCUUGCACCUAACGUGGUGGCCUUUACCCGGAGGUUCAAUCAGGUGAGUUUCUGGGUAGUGAGAGAGAUACUGACAGCACAGACACUGAAGAUCCGUGCUGAGAUUUUGAGCCACUUCAUCAAAAUCGCUAAGAAACUGCUGGAGCUAAAUAACCUGCACUCUUUGGUGUCUGUGGUGUCAGCCUUACAGAGCGCACCAAUCUUCAGACUGAGCAAGACCUGGACACUCAUCAGUCGAAAGGACAAAACCACUUUUGAGAAGCUGGACUUCUUGACAUCAAAAGAAGAAAACUACACUCGGAUGAGAGUGCACAUCAAGUCCCUCAAAAUGGUUCCCUGCAUCCCUUAUCUGGGAAUUUAUUUGUUUGAUAUGACCUAUAUCGACUCUGCCUAUCCAGCCACUGACAGCAUCAUAGAGACUGAGCAGAGGACCAAUCAGAUGAACAAUCUUCUCCGGGUCAUUUCUGACCUUCAGGUGUCCUGUAACUAUGAUCACUUGCUGACAUUACCACAUGUACAGAAGUACCUGAUGUCAGUGCACUACAUUGAGGAACUGCAAAAAUUUGUGGAGGAUGAUAAUUACACGUUGUCCCUGAGGAUUGAACCUGGGAGUAAUUCACCUCGUCUUGUCUCUUCUAAAGAAGACCUUGGAGGACCAUCAGAAGAGUCAUUCUCUGCAAAGUAUAACCGGAGGCCAACAUGUCCUGAUACCUCAGUUGUAUCUCAUCUGCCUACACCCCCACCAGCCCGACACAGAAAGAGCCACAGCCUGGGAAAUAACAUGAUGUGCCAGUUUGGAGUAGCGGAGAGUAAGAGUGCCACUUUUUCUGUGAAGGAAAAGGCUCGUCAUCUACUGGACGACAGCUUUUUAGAGUCACACAGCCCCGUCAGGAAUCACACACACGACUCUGUCUUCACCAACGGCAUCUCAUUAGGUAGUACAGAAAGCUUCUUCAGUGAAGAAUUGUCGUCUACUGCUGAGAGGGGUCGUAUGUAUGCUACACUUGGUCCAAAUUGGAGGGUUCCAGUCCAUAACUCCCCUAGAAGCAGAAGCUACGUUUACAGUGCCACAGGGGUUGUGUCCAGUUAUGAGUGCAGCUCACUUAGCAGUAUCACCAUUGAAGGGCCUCUGCGGAGAAAGACUGUGAUGAAAGAGGGCAAGAAACCUACAUUGUCAUCAUGGAAACGAUACUGGAUUGUUCUUUCCGGUUCAACUCUAAUAUAUUUUGGCUCAAAAGCUUUAAGAGCAAAUGAAAGGAGACAUUACAAAUCCAGGCCUUGUAAGAAGAUUUCAUUAACAGGCUGGAUAGUGGUGCUGCCUGAUGACCCUGAGCAUCCAAACAUUUUUCAGCUCAAUGAUCCUGAUAAAGGUAAUGUUUACAAGUUCCAGACUGGAUCUCGUUUUUCUGCAAUUAUCUGGCAUAAACACCUGGCUGAGGCCUGCCGGUGUAUAAGGCCACAGAUACCAGCCAAUUUAAUGUCUUUUGAAUAGCUGCCAUCUUGUGAAGGACAAAAGUGGGCCAGUAACGAGAAAGUUCGGAAAGAAAUUAACAUGAAGUAAAGGUUAAAGCUCUGUGGUGUUAUGAUGAUCAUGUUUUGUCUUGUGUUCAUAGAAUAGCCCUGUUGAUCAGGGUGCAGUAUAUGUGGACUUUUAUCUUGUGGGUUUCGUGCAAUUUAGGACUGUCUUAAAGAAAAAUUGCUGAAGAAGAACAAAACAAUUGAAGCGAAGAUAAUGAUACCAAAAUAUAUCAUAUUCUGAGAGCAACACUGCAGCUCAUGGAGCAAAUCUUGUUUAGCCAUUAUAGGAAGGACACUACCUAUAUUGAAAUAUUGUUUUUUUUUGUUUUGUUUUGUUUUUUUUGUCAUUUCAACUCAGUUGGAAUCUUUAUCUUUAUUGGAAUCUCUAGUAAAUCAAGUUUGCACGCAGACUAUGAAGCUAAAGUUUAUACCCUAAAUUUUUUCGUGUAUUUCCAUUUUUUUGGAGCACUACAGUGACACCUGAAAGAAAUUCUGUUUUUUUUCCCCCGAAAAAAUAGGUUAAUUUUAAAACUGGCAUUCGAGGAGCAAGAAGAAAUUGACCAGAUUUGUUUAAAAAAUUAAAGGGCAGUGCUUGUAUCCUGCCUGUAAAAUUAUCAUUGCUAAAACUAUUCUUCAUUGUGACCUAUGUAAUCCACAAUAAAGGGGUGGCAUAUAUUGUCACAUUAGUUCAAUAUUGUACAUAUACCCUUGUUAAAUAUUGCACAUUCGUACUACUCUGUGUGAACGAUGUCAAACAUUUUGUGUACAGUCUAAUACUGUUUUAUUUAUGUUUUCAUGUGAACAAGUGCCAAAAGUUUGUAUUAUAAAUGUUAUUGACUUUGUUGAAUUUCUGAGCUAAGUGAAAAGGCCUGGAAAAUGUGAAGUGUUGCAGAAGUAUGAGCAUUCUACCACAGAACAAUGACAGAAUUUCUGUUUUUAGUUAGGUCUUUAUGCACCCAACUGAAAGCCCUCAAAAUGCCCUCCAGAGACAGAUGAAAUAUACUAAUAAACUUGAAGCUGUUUUUCACCAUUGUUUCUCUAACAGAGGUGCCAAUGGGUCAAUCAUCAUUUUAUGGUCUCAACUGAAUAAUAUAAUCUAGUUCCUACUAAUGGAAUAGGUUUGUAAAUAUGUUUGACAUUUGUGUGUGUGUGUGUGUGUGUGUGUGUGUGUGUGUGUGUGUGUGUGUGUGUGUGUGUGUGUGUGUGUGUGU
This is a messenger RNA of Tachysurus fulvidraco (yellow catfish), 3057 nucleotides long. RefSeq names its product Ral GEF with PH domain and SH3 binding motif 1 (gene ralgps1). Gene Ontology annotation, cellular component: plasma membrane. Gene Ontology annotation, molecular function: guanyl-nucleotide exchange factor activity. The transcript has 19 exons. The record is from RefSeq and is a predicted model, not a curated record. The coding region runs from base 78 to 1820 and encodes 580 amino acids. Gene Ontology annotation, biological process: Ras protein signal transduction; positive regulation of GTPase activity. NCBI's taxonomy places the organism in Eukaryota, Metazoa, Chordata, Actinopteri, Siluriformes, Bagridae.